This is a messenger RNA of Acaulospora morrowiae, 1365 nucleotides long. Lineage: Eukaryota; Fungi; Glomeromycota; Glomeromycetes; Diversisporales; Acaulosporaceae. The record is from the annotation of a GenBank genome assembly.
AAUGAUUCUUCCACUGGGUUGGGUCCUUUGCACUCUUAUUUCUUAGGUGAAGCAGCGCAUUCGACGGAACCCGAUAGCGGUGAAAAGAAGAAAGGGGAGAAAGACGAUAUAUUCACUGCUAACAUGUAUCUCGCCGAGGACCGUAUUCUUUGUUUUGAAUUGGUGGCAAAACGAAACUGUUCUUGGGUGUUACAUUAUGUCAAAUCGGCGUAUGCCGAAACUGACGUUCCGGAUCAAGUACCAGAACUGAUUUCUCAGAGAAGACGUUGGCUGAACGGUUCUUUCUUCGCCGGCGUGUACGCGGUAUAUAACACCUUUGCCAUCUGGAGAAGUGACCAUAGCAUGAUCCGAAAAAUUCUCCUACAUGUUGAAAUGUUGUAUCAAUCAUACAAUUUAUUCUUCUCAUGGUUUGCCUUGGGUAACUUCUAUUUGACCUUUUACAUUCUGGGUAAUUCGCUCACUGACCCUAUCGUUAUCGAUGGACUUUGGAGUAAAACGGCAGGCGAUAUUAUAUUCCAGAUUUUACGUUAUGUUUAUUUAACGCUACUCAUCGUCCAAUUUAUUAUGGCUUUGGGAAACCGACCACAAGGUUCUAAGUGGGCAUACAUAGUCUCGAUAGUAUUCUUUUCAUUUCUCAUGAUCUACAUGUUAUUUGCGGCCGGAUGGCUCACUUACAAAGGUAUCGCAUUCCAACUGGACAAACAAAGAGGAGCUAUUACCGGCGCCAAUUUAUCCACGGCGAGCGCCAUCUUGAGCAAUGCGACAUUUCGAAACAUCAUCCUCUCCGUCGUAUCCACAUAUGGAUUAUACUUUCUCGCUAGUUUCUUGUUCUUUGAACCGUGGCACAUGUUCACCAGUUUAGGCCAAUACUUAUUGUUGGUUCCAUUCUACAUUAACAUAUUGAAUGUUUACGCUUUUUGUAAUGUUCACGACGUUAGUUGGGGUACCAAGGGAGACAAUUCAGCUAAACAGGAUUUGGGUUCUGCAAAGGUUAGCUCUGGAAAAAGCGAGGUGGAAGUCGAGGUACCUGUCGAAGAAAAGGAUAUCAAUGAGGCAUAUGAGGAGGCGGUUGAGGAAUUAAGGCAACACGUUGAAGAGGAAGUGAAACAUCGUUCUCCCAGUGAAAAGAGGGAUGAUUAUAAUAAAUCAUUCCGUACACGCGUUGUUCUUUCCUGGAUUCUUUCUAAUGCCGCGUUGGUCGCCGUUAUUACAAGCGUCGAUUCAACUCUAGAUAAAAUGUUACCUCAGCAGACAAGAUCUAACACCUACAUGGCUUUCAUUUUAUGGUCCGUCACUGGGUUGGCCGCUUUCAGGUUCUUUGGUAGUUGUACCUUUUUACUCUUUAGAUUGUUCACUGGUAACUAA